ACUAUAGUUUUAAUGCCGGUUUUUCGUAAAAUCAAAGUAGCGCGCGCCAUCUGAAAUCUUCACUUCCUGUUAGCCCCGAUGCAUUGUGGGUCAAGAUUCGUAAACAAAACUCUCAAGUGGGAUUUUGCUGUAUUGUUUUAACCAUAAAUGCCCGAUACAUUAUCCGAUAAAGUAUUUUAGUGACUAGAAAAAUAAUAUACCACUCUUUCCGCGUGAUAAGUAAUAUUCAUCUUUAAAUGGGUGGACAGCGAGAGGUGUGGCCAAUGUGUUAGAGCCAAAAUGGCAAUACCGGGACAACAGUUUCACAUUUAGCACUGAUUCUUCUGACCGACGAGUUGGCUAACAGUAACGUGGAACCGUCAGAAUCCGCCGAGGGGAAGCCGAACAUGGCACAGAGUGAGCCGAACGAAGAACAGGACCUAGCAAAGAAAAUCGAAGAAACCAGGCAAAGAUUCAAGAAUGAGUUGCUUCAAGAAUCAACAGAAAAGUAUGAUCAGAGGGAUGUGGAGAGGCUUCUAAAUGAGGAUGCUCUGGUGGAGGCCUACCUGCAGUGGAGGCUCCAUGUAGUUGAUGAUGCUCUGAAAAUGAUCGAUGACAGCCUCCAGUGGAGGAAAGAGUUUGGUGUGAACGAUCUCAGUGAGAGCACCAUUCCCAGGUGGAUGUUUGAGACUGGCGCCGUCUACCUCCAUGGAUACGACAAAGAGGGCAACAAACUCUUCUGGUUUAAGGUGAAGCUACAUGUCAAGGAUGCAAAAACAGCCCUGGACAAGAAAAAGUACGUGGCUUUCUGGCUGGAGCGAUACGCCAAGAGAGAGCCUGGAAUGCCGCUCACCGUUGUGUUUGACAUGGCAGAAUCUGGGAUCAGCAACAUAGACAUGGACUUUGUAAAAUAUGUUGUGAAUUGCUUCAAAGUAUACUAUCCCAAGUUUUUAUCUAAAAUGGUGAUAGUGGAUAUGCCAUGGAUCAUGAAUGCUGCGUGGAAGAUCGUGAAGAGCUGGUUGGGUCCUGAAGCAAUCAGUAAACUGAAGUUUGCAUCCAAAGCUGAAGUCCUGACCUACAUUGACCCAGAGUACCUGCCGCCUCACAUGGGUGGAACGGAUCCCUUCAAGUACAGUUACCCACCCCUUCCUGACGAUGACUUCCAAACACCCAUCAACGACAACGGCCCAGCCAUCACAGAGGACGAGACUGAGAGCAAAGAGGCCGAACAGGAGAGCAAAGACACUCUGGAGUCGAGCUUCAAUUCAGAUGUCGUCCCGAAGUCCAAGAAGGUGAAUUUCCAGGAGGAGGCUUCCAAGGCAGAGGACAAAGAUAGAGGAGAAUCAAAUGUCAGGGCAAACGGAGCCAGGAAGCCCACGAACACCUUCAAAGGCCCCCUGAUGGAUGUUAGCCCCGCCGAGGAGCUCAGCUUCGGCUCUGGAGAAACAGAAAGGAAAUGCCUCAUCAUUUUGACCAAUGUGACCAAAAAUCUGGUGGCCUUUAAGGUGCGGACCACAGCACCUGAGAAGUACAGAGUGAAGCCCAGCAGCAGCAGCUGUGAGCCGGGAGCUUCAGUGGACAUCGUGGUCUCCUUGCAUGGAGGCUCCCAGGCGUCUCUGCAGGACAGGUUCCUGGUCAUGGCCGCAGAGAUGGACGGCGCCGGGUCACAAGAACUCGCUCAGUUCUGGAAAGAAGUACCAAAAAGCAAAAUCAUGGAGCACAGGUUACGCUGUCAUGCUCUGAGUAGCUCCAAACCGGCACCAAACGCUUUGAAAGAGAGCGUCGUGGACGGACAGAGCAGCAGGCAGGACGAGUUAACCUCAAUGCUCCUGCGAGUGACGACCUGCAAUCACCGGCUGGAGCAGAAGCUGGACUCGUGUCUGUGGGUCCAGAAGGUCCUGAUUGGGUUGGUUCUGGUCCUGGUGGUGCUGAACCUGCAGUGUCUUUACCUGCUGGGAACAGCUCAGCGGCCCUCUUGACCCCCGCCAGCGCGUCGGACACGUCCGCGCCUCCACAGCCGACGAUUCCUGUGGUCCUCCCCCACCUGUCCCACCGACUGCUGCCAUGGAAACGAGCAGCGGGGGGACGGGGACUGUAAGGACUUCUCACUCAGAGUUCCCAAACGAAGAGAUUUUAAUCGUCUCUUUUCCGGCACUUUGCAGUUUUACUUGACUGAUUCAGUUUAGCAGGUUUUUUUAUUAGAACGGUCAAGAAGGAAUGUCUUUAAAUUAUUACAAAUCACUGUUGUAUUACCCCCAACAUGUUUAAAAUAGUUAAUUUUUAUAUUAUUUAAAUCUAAAAAAUCUCUAUAAAGCUCAUUAAUAUAAAAUAAACUUUUUGUCAUCUGAA
This is a messenger RNA of Oryzias melastigma (Indian medaka), 2328 nucleotides long. RefSeq names its product motile sperm domain containing 2 (gene mospd2). Lineage: Eukaryota; Metazoa; Chordata; Actinopteri; Beloniformes; Adrianichthyidae. The coding region runs from base 387 to 1958 and encodes 523 amino acids. The record is from RefSeq and is a predicted model, not a curated record. The transcript has 15 exons.